CCGGGGCCCUGCAUCUCCAUCAUUUAACAACCUGCUACUAUCGUUAGCCUGUUUGCUUGUCUUUUUCCUAAUGUUGUCAACUGUUUUUGGUCAAGAAACAUGGCUCAGUAACUGUCAUCGGCCAGUUUACAACAAUGGUAUGAUGUGUUUGUGUGUGCUGAGUGUUUAACAUCACACAAAAACACCCAGGAGGAUGAAUGCAGAGGAAGUGGAGCUGCUCAGUGACUCCAAGUACAGGAACUAUGUUGCCGCUGUGGACAAAGCCCUCAAGAACUUUGAGUAUUCCAGUGAAUGGGCCGAUCUUAUCUCGGCUCUGGGAAAACUCAACAAGGUGUUACAAAACAAUGCUAAAUACCAAGUGGUGCCCAAGAAGCUGACAAUAGGUAAACGACUGGCCCAAUGCCUCCACCCUGCACUUCCAAGCGGGGUCCACCGCAAAGCCUUGGAAACCUAUGAGAUAAUCUUCAAAAUUAUUGGUUCCAAGAGGCUAGCAAAAGAUCUCUUCCUUUACAGCGCUGGACUCUUCCCUUUACUGUCCAAUGCUGCUAUGUCUGUAAAACCUGUGCUCCUUGGACUCUAUGAGACCUAUUAUCUACCCUUGGGAAAAACUCUGAAACCAGGCCUACAGGGAUUGCUGACUGGUGUACUUCCCGGUCUAGAGGAGGGCUCUGAGUACUAUGACAGAACCAACGCUCUGUUAGAAAAAGUGGCUGGUGCUGUGGAGCAGUCGGCCUUCUACAGUGCCUUGUGGGGCAGUAUACUGACUAGCCCUGCUGUGCGUCUGCCUGGGGUAUCCUUUGUCCUGCUUCAUCUCAACCGCAAGCUCUCAAUGGAGGACCAGCUUUAUGUCAUGGGCAACGAUAUUGAACUGAUGGUGGAAGCAGUCAGUACCUCUGUCCAGGACUCAAGUGUGCUUGUCCAAAGGAGCACCCUGGAUCUGAUACUCUUUUGUUUUCCCUUCCAUAUGAGUCAGGCAACCCGCCCAGAUAUGAUCCGGAUCCUAUCGGCAGCUUUGCAUGUGGUUUUGAGAAGAGACAUGUCCCUGAACCGCAGACUCUACGCCUGGCUGCUGGGCUUUGACAACAAUGGGGUGAUGGUAGGCCCUCGCAGUACACGGCAGAGCAAUCCAGAAGAGCACGCUAGCCAUUACUUCAACGCCUACUCUAAAGAUAUGUUGGUGCAGGCAAUGGUGGGAAUCUUGCAGGGCAAAGCCAGAGGUGGUGAAGAAGAAAGUAUCCUUAUGCAUGACCUUAAGCCAUUUCGCAUUCUCAUCAGCCUCCUGGAUAAACCGGAGCUGGGUCCAGCAAUCCUUGAAGAUGUUUUAAUUGAGGUAUUUCGUACUUUACAUACACAGUGUCGAACAGAGUUGGAUCUCCAAAGUCAGAGUCCAUUUAGCAAAGAUCACACGCACCUCAGCAGUAAACUACGGGAAAAUAAAAAGACAGCAGAGCUAAUAAAAACAGCCAAUCUGCUGUUCAACUCAUUUGAGCCUUACUACAUGUGGGACUACAUCUCCCGCUGGUUUGAGGAGUGUUGCAGAAGGACAGUGAACAGUGGAGCUCAGGGCCCUCAACACACCGGGGCCAUAGACUGUCCUGAACUCUCACUGGUGGAAUUUUGUCAGCUCGUUGAUUUUCUUCUGGAUAUUGUUUCCUUGGAAACAUACAUAGAGAUCCAGACAGAGCAUCUCCCUCAGCUGCUGCUGCGGAUGGUGGCUGCUCUCACUGCUCACCUCCAAGCUCUGGGUCUUGGAGAAUUGACUCACUGCCUUCGCCUCUGUUCAAAAAUCCUCAGUAAAGUACAGCCCCCUCUGGUGUCACCUCUAGUGUUACCCCUGGGCCCUCAGGCGCCAGGUAUUUCAAACCCCACGACUGCCCCAUCACCAUCGCCAUCAGACAGACCCAAAAAGAAGGAAGAGAAACAGACUCCUCCUUCAACAUUAGAGCUACCCGUAAGUGCAGAAGUAUUUGAGGAGGGUGAGAGUCUUCCCAGCGUGCGCUCCCCUGAGAGUGGCUUUACAGACUUCGUGCAGUACCAGGGUGAUGGUGAGGAGGCCGACAGGACCCCUAAUGCCACCCCUACUCUCAAAACCGGCCGACGCUCCUCAGGCCUGUCUCAGGCCAAACCUCUGGACAAACCUAUCAUGCAGUGCUGCCUGGAGCACUUCCAGCUGUUCCUCUCACGCCUUAUCACACUGUAUGUUGUCCCUGGUCAAGAGAGAGUGGAG
Boleophthalmus pectinirostris (great blue-spotted mudskipper) is the source of this 2227-nucleotide messenger RNA. Its product is annotated as protein dopey-1-like. The transcript is spliced from 14 exons. The record is from RefSeq and is a predicted model, not a curated record. Gene Ontology annotation, cellular component: trans-Golgi network; endosome. Gene Ontology annotation, biological process: Golgi to endosome transport. The annotation marks the transcript as partial. Lineage: Eukaryota; Metazoa; Chordata; Actinopteri; Gobiiformes; Gobiidae.